CACGACGCCUUUGCCACGUCAUCGGUGUUUUUGGGUCAAGGGCUGCCGCUGGGAUUGUCAGCUCCAUUUUGUGGUCGGUGCCCGUCGCAAUCAGCUGUGUCUUCCGGAGGUCUUGUUGCAAGCUUCGUCUCCUUCGGCUUAGAGUCUCCAGCAGAACAAUGAGACACUCGAAGAGACCUUACUGUCCUGACUGGGAUGAAAAGGACUGGGAUUAUGGAAAAUGGAGAAGCAGUAGCAGUCAUAAGAGAAAGAAGAGAUCAUAUAGCAGUGGUCGAGAGAACAAACAUUGCAAAUACAAUCACUCUAAAACAUCUGAUAGCUAUUACAUGGAAAGCAGAUCUAUAAAUGAGAAAGAUUAUCAUAGCCGACGCUAUAUUGAUGAGUACAGAAAUGACUACAGUCAAGGAUGUGAACUUGGACAUCGCCAUCGAGAUCAUGAAAGCAGAUAUCAGAACCAUAGUAGCAAGUCUUCUGGUAGAAGUGGAAGAAGUAGUUAUAAAAGUAAACACAGGAUUCAGCACAGUACUUCACAUCAUCGCUCACAUGGGAAGAGUCACCGAAGGAAAAGAACCAGGAGUGUAGAGGAUGAUGAGGAGGGUCACCUGAUCUGUCAGAGUGGAGACGUACUAAGUGCAAGAUAUGAAAUUGUUGAUACUUUAGGUGAAGGGGCUUUUGGAAAAGUUGUGGAAUGUAUCGAUCAUAAAGCGGGAGGUAGACAUGUAGCAGUAAAAAUAGUUAAAAAUGUGGAUAGAUAUUGUGAAGCUGCUCGCUCAGAAAUUCAAGUUCUGGAACACUUAAAUACAACAGACCCCAACAGUACUUUCCGCUGUGUCCAGAUGUUGGAGUGGUUUGAGCAUCAUGGUCACAUUUGCAUUGUGUUUGAACUACUGGGACUUAGUACUUAUGAUUUCAUUAAGGAAAAUGGUUUUCUGCCAUUUCGACUGGAUCAUAUCAGGAAGAUGGCAUAUCAGAUAUGCAAGUCUGUGAAUUUUUUGCACAGCAAUAAAUUGACUCACACAGAUUUAAAGCCUGAAAACAUCUUAUUUGUGCAGUCUGACUACACAGAGGUAUAUAAUCCCAAAAUGAAACGUGAUGAACGUACCUUAAUAAAUCCAGAUAUUAAAGUUGUAGAUUUUGGCAGUGCAACCUAUGAUGAUGAACAUCACAGUACAUUGGUAUCUACAAGACAUUAUAGAGCACCUGAAGUUAUUUUAGCCCUAGGAUGGUCCCAACCGUGUGAUGUCUGGAGUAUAGGAUGUAUUCUUAUUGAAUACUAUCUUGGGUUUACAGUAUUUCCAACACAUGAUAGUAAGGAGCACUUGGCAAUGAUGGAAAGGAUUCUUGGACCCCUACCAAAACAUAUGAUACAGAAAACCAGGAAACGUAAAUAUUUCCAUCAUGACCGAUUAGACUGGGAUGAACAUAGUUCUGCUGGCAGAUACGUUUCAAGGCGCUGCAAACCUCUGAAGGAAUUCAUGCUCUCUCAGGAUGCUGAACAUGAGCUUCUCUUUGACCUUAUUCAUAAAAUGUUGGAGUAUGAUCCAGCCAAAAGAAUUACUCUCAAAGAAGCCUUAAAACACCCAUUCUUUUACUCACUUAAAAAAAGUACAUGAAUUUAUCUCUCUCUCAAAGAGAUCUUAUAGACUGUAUCAGUCUAGUUUAUUAAAUUAUUUUGUACAGCUUUGUAAAUUUCUUAAGUUUUUUGUAUUGACAUUUUGUUUCGAUAAUUUGAUUUGUUAAUUACAUAGCUAAGUAAAGUAACAUUUUCCAGUAAUUAUAAAGUGAUUUAUUCAGAAUAAACUGCUAAAUGAAAUUCA
Molecule: messenger RNA, 1817 nt
Organism: Marmota monax (woodchuck)
Lineage: Eukaryota; Metazoa; Chordata; Mammalia; Rodentia; Sciuridae
Gene: Clk1
Product: CDC like kinase 1
Exons: 13
Coding region: 159-1613 (484 amino acids)
Biological process (GO): protein phosphorylation; regulation of RNA splicing
Cellular component (GO): nucleus
Molecular function (GO): ATP binding; protein tyrosine kinase activity
Source: RefSeq, a predicted model, not a curated record